Kluyveromyces marxianus DMKU3-1042 is the source of this 1797-nucleotide messenger RNA. RefSeq lists its product as uncharacterized. NCBI's taxonomy places the organism in Eukaryota, Fungi, Ascomycota, Saccharomycetes, Saccharomycetales, Saccharomycetaceae. Gene Ontology annotation, molecular function: transmembrane transporter activity. Bases 1 to 1797 code for a protein of 598 amino acids. Gene Ontology annotation, biological process: transmembrane transport. The transcript has a single exon. The record is from RefSeq and is a predicted model, not a curated record.
AUGUCUACUGAAAAAGCAGAGUUCAGUUCCCAUGGAGGCAUCGAUUUCGAAGCCAUUCCAGGUAACGUCCAUCUAGUGGACAUAGAAAAGAAAAAGAGUAAGGAAAAUGGGAAGAUUGUGUUGGUUCCCACGCCAUCUGAUGAUCCCGAUGACCCAUUGAACUGGGAAUUGAAGAGGAAAUUGCUGGCGUUGUCGUGCUGUUUGGUGUACACUUUAGGGGUUGGUGUUCCAAGUGCUGCGAUCUAUUCUGUUUUAAACGAUGUCUCUUUGAAGACUGGUAUUUCAUUGAGUCAAUUGAACAAUGCCACUGGUUAUUUGUUUUUGUUUUAUGGUAUUGGUUGUUUUGCUUUCCAACCUUUGGCCUUGCAGUACGGGAAAAGACCGGUUUAUGUGUUUUCUAUGCUUGCAACAGCCUUGGUCUGUGUUUGGCCUCCAUACACAAAGACUAAGGGUGAAUGGAUUGGGUCUAAGGUGGUUCAAGGGUUCUUUGGAUCAGCUAUUGAAUCAUUGCCCGAAAUUACAGUUAGUGACUUGUUUUUUGAGCACCAGAGAUCCACUGGUUUGGCUACUUAUGGUGUAACUCUUUUGUUCGCAAGUUACAUUGCCCCAUGCAUUGCUGGUUUCAUCUCAGAUGGCCAAUCUUGGGAAUGGGUGAUGUGGUGGUGUGCAAUCUUUGCUGCUGUGUGCGCUGUGUUUUUGUUCUUCUUUAUGGAGGAAACUAACUACAACCGUAAGUUGAAAAUCGAUUCAAAGACCGGUCAACCAAUUACGAUGUCCCAUGGCGAUGGUACAGUGGUUUCCAAUGUCUUUUCCCAUAUUAAUAAGGAUAACAACAUUGAUGAUUUAUUAGACGACAAGGCUGGAAACAAGGUCGCUGUGGAUGAAACGGACUCCGAGAGUCAGGGCAACGAAGCCGCUGAUGAGGCUGGGUUACACAAUGUUCUCAGUGCAGAAAACUCGAAUAUCUUAAACCAAUUGAGCCAAGUCGAAGUGGUAGACGCUUCGACUGUGGUACAAAGGAAAUCCACAAAGACCUUUAUUUCCAAGUUAUCGAUGACCAGCGGUCAGAAGGACAAAUUCCUUCUCCAUCAUUACUUCUUGGCACCAUUCCUUUUGUUCCGUUUGCCUGGUGUUGUAUGGGCUGGCUUUUUCUACGGUCAAUCUUUGAUUUGGUUCAACGUCUUGAAUGCUACUGAAAACUUGAUUCUAGCUGCCCCACCAUACAACUUCUCAAGCACCCAGUGUGGUCUCGCUUACAUUUCGCCAAUGUUGUUCUCUUUCAUCAUCUAUUUCUUGGUUGGAAAUUUUUCGGAUUGGCUAAAGGUCCGCAUUGCAAGAUAUCGUGGUGGUCUAAGUCUUCCGGAAGACAGACUCUACACUAUUAUUUUGUACUGCAUUUUCGGAGUCUUCGCCUGUAUCCUAUGGGGUGUAGGAGCCUACUAUAAAGUCCACUGGUUCGGUUUGGUCUUUGGUCUAGGUCUGCUAGGAGGAUGCUCGAUGUUUGGUAUCACCAUCUCAACCACAUACGUAAUUGACUGUUACAAGGAGCUCGACACAGAGGCCAUGGUCGUUGUCAUCAUUAUAAGAAACUGCAUGUCUUUUGCCGUUUCAUUCGGUAUUACAAAAUGGAUUGAAAACUUAGGGUUGAAACACGCAUUCAUCAGCGUUGCCUUCAUCCUAUUGGCUUGUAACCUAACCUUCGUAUUCAUGGUCAUCUACGGACCUAGAAUGAGAAACAACUCUAAACACUUUUACUGGUCCCUUGUUCAAAAAUACAGAGAACUAGGCAUGCAUUAA